AUGGCCGCAGCGGUGUCUCGAACGAUAGCGCCGCUGCGGGAGAACAAACUCAUCAUCCCAGAGAAAUGGGAGCCUCAGGCCAGAGCAUCGAAAGAGCAGCAGUGGCCCUCACUUCUCCAAUGUGCUGUUGUGUCAACGGCGUUCAAGAUUCUGCUCUUUCCAAGCUAUCACAGCACCGACUUUGAGGUCCAUAGGAACUGGCUUGCCAUUACACAUUCGCUACCUGUCAAGACGUGGUACUAUGAGAAGACCAGUGAAUGGACCUUGGACUACCCGCCAGCCUUUGCAGCCUUCGAAUGGCUGAUGUCCUGGCCGGCAGCUUUGAUCGAUCAGGGGAUGGUCCAGAUCAGUAACCUUGGCUACGACUCCUGGUCUACUGUCAGCUAUCAGAGAGGCACGGUCAUUGUGACGGAAUUGUUCUUGGUCAUCGCGCUACAUGUCUACGCCUCGAGCGCGAAUUCGUCAAAUCGGAAGCAGGCCCACGCAAUUGCAUUGUCUAUCUUGUUGUCUCCGGGCCUUCUGAUUAUCGACCAUAUCCAUUUCCAGUACAAUGGCUUCCUUUACGGCGUUCUCAUCCUUUCGAUUUCUCUAGCACGAAGUCAAUCUAGCAUGCUGCUGAGUGGCGUCUUGUUUGCCGUGUUGCUGUGCUUGAAGCACAUCUACCUCUACCUGGCACCCGCAUACUUCGUCUACCUUCUCCGCGUCUACUGCCUGAAGCCUGAAAAUGUCUUCCGCCCACGAAUUGGCAACACUCUCAAGCUAGGAGCCAGCCUCGUUGCAGUGUUUGGGUUGGCCUUCGGGCCAUUCGUGUAUUGGGGCCAGCUUGAGCAGCUGAAGUCGCGGCUUUUCCCAUUCUCGAGGGGCCUCUGUCACGCCUACUGGGCGCCGAACAUAUGGGCGCUAUACUCAUUCGCAGACCGAGUGCUGAUCUACCUUGCACCCUACCUCAAGCUUUCGGUGGACAAAUCUGCGAUCUCCAGCGUGACCAGAGGUCUAGUUGGCGACACUUCGUUUGCCGUCCUCCCGAACAUCACUCCGAAGCAAUGUUUUGGCUUGACUUUGGCACUGCAAUCAGUUUGCUGGGUCAAACUCUGGAAGAAGCCGAGCUGGAACAAUUUUGUGGGUGCGGUCACUCUUUGUGGUUUCGCCUCAUUCUUGGUCGGAUGGCAUGUACAUGAGAAGGCGAUUCUACUGGUAUUAAUUCCGUUCAGCUUGGUGGCAUUGAAGGAUCGCUCAUACUUGGCAAGCUUCCGUCCGCUGGCGGUGGCAGGCCAUGUAUCGCUCUUUCCUCUGAUCUUCACGGUGCCGGAGUUCCCGAUCAAGAUCACAUACACUCUGACUUGGCUGAUGACAUUUCUCUAUGCCUUCAGUCGACUGGCACCGGCACCUGCCUCGCCACGCAGGUUUCUCCUGGAUCGCUUCACGUUGCUGUAUAUGGCGGUUGCGAUUCCGCUGGUUACCUACUGCUCGCUCAUACAUCGGAUGGUGUUCGGAGAGCGAUAUGAGUUCAUACCAUUGAUGUUCAUAAGUACUUGGUCGGCCGUGGGGGUUGUAGCAUCAUGGUUGGGCUUUAAUGUCUGCUAUUUGACAGCAUAG
Messenger RNA from Cyphellophora attinorum, 1596 nucleotides. RefSeq names its product Dolichyl pyrophosphate Glc1Man9GlcNAc2 alpha-1,3-glucosyltransferase. The record is from RefSeq and is a predicted model, not a curated record. Gene Ontology annotation, molecular function: dolichyl pyrophosphate Glc1Man9GlcNAc2 alpha-1,3-glucosyltransferase activity. Lineage: Eukaryota; Fungi; Ascomycota; Eurotiomycetes; Chaetothyriales; Cyphellophoraceae. Gene Ontology annotation, cellular component: endoplasmic reticulum membrane. The transcript has a single exon. Bases 1 to 1596 code for a protein of 531 amino acids. Gene Ontology annotation, biological process: protein N-linked glycosylation.